Molecule: messenger RNA, 806 nt
Organism: Striga asiatica
Lineage: Eukaryota; Viridiplantae; Streptophyta; Magnoliopsida; Lamiales; Orobanchaceae
Source: the annotation of a GenBank genome assembly
GUUUCACUUAAAAAAACCAAGUAGUAUGAGGGGUUGUACGGACAUCUACAACGUUUUACCGAAGAUCUGAAUUUUUCUUCGGCCCCGAUAUCUCUCGCUCUCUGACGCACGCAGAAGUUUUACUGAAAGCUUUGCAGCUAUGGAGAUCGGACAAUCGAGUAAAGGAGGUUGUUCAUCAGCUGAAGCCGUCAUGCUUGGAGCCCUAGCUCCUGGAGUCAAUGGCCCGACAUGGAAUACCCUAAAGGUUGCAUUCCUUAUGCUCAGCGUUUGCCUUGCUGCUAUGCUUGGGUUGGCUUUCUCCUUUAGCGACUCGUCUUUGAUUCUCCAUGUCACCUUCCUUCUCCUCAUCGCUGGCACCCUUUUCUUGCUUCUCAGCAGCUUCCUAACGGAGACUGGCCUUGUUUCUGUCGAACACCAGAUGAAGGAGAUGGGCUUAAGAACAAAAGAUGCUAGUGAUCUUAAGCAAGAAUGAGUAAAUUUGGACCCGAUUCUAAGUAACACAACAAACAUUCACAGAUGGGUUGCACCAUUACAAGCUACCGACAUUUUAAGAACUUAUCCGAAAAGGAAACAUGUAUGAAUCUCCCGGUAAGAGAAAAAGAAGGCAAAGUUGAACUAUGUUGCAUCUGCCAUCUUCUUGCUUUCAGCUCCCCUUUGCUUCAUUCCGUUUUGUGUGUUGGCCCUUUUUGAUUUGAUGUAACAGAAACACGAGCAGAACAGUAAUUGCAGCAGAAAACUUCAUUCUCACUUUAUUUAUAAGAAUGUAUUAUAAUAUUUUUAACCAAUUUUUGCAAAAUUAAAUUAAG